UGGUGUUUUCUACUGGAUCUUUACCAAACAUAUUAAGAGUAAAACGAGGCGCUAUAGAGGCCUGAGCAGACAGUGGUAGAGUGUUAAAUAUGUGCACUGGUGGGUAAGUUCACUUGCUGCUGUGGUCUUUGUUUUAUCUGCAAGGACCGGCCCGCUCCAGCGACGCUAUUGUGCUGUCUGUACUUUGCGCGUCCAUGAAUCCACACUAAACAUUUCAUUUCCAAAACGCGUACAUGUCCACCACUAGUGUAAUGUAAAACAAGUUUGGAAACACGGUAUUGUGUUUUAUUUAUGUAUUAAUCGGAGGCUCAAACACACGUCUACAGCCACACACUGACUCCUUUAUCUUCUUUUCUUUAGCGCCUGGCGGCCUGUUUCCUCAUGUCAGAAGACUCCGCGUAAAGCCAACAUGGCGCACGGAGUUCGCCUGUGUGACUGAAGAGGCCGUGUGCCUGCCCGCUAUCAUUUUGUUUUUCUCGAUCUCGCUGUCGUUCCACUUUGAUACCGGCCUGUAAAAAAGAAAAAAAAAAACCUCAUCAGGGUUCAGAAAUAGGACAGCGGCGCAAAAAAUAGGCCAGUCAUUCAUUUGUUAUUAUCAUGUCAUAGUGCUUUUAUUCGCCUAUACACCGGUGAUUAUUUGAAACUUCACCUGGAUAUGCACGCGGAUGGACGUGCAUGUGUGUGUGCGUGCUUGUAAGCGUGCGCGUGUGUGCGCGUGUGUUAGAGGAGGGUGAGUGUCACGGCCCUCUGCAGACGGGGGGUUGGGUAUGUAGCCGUGCCGAUUGGUUGCUGCUCACCAACACAGUCAGUCUGGGCUUGUUUUAACAUAACCAGGGGCACUUCGACAGCAGGCAAAAAAAUCAUGUAGUAAAUAAGCUGCUAUAGCACUAAGGACACCGGCUAUGGCACCUUGUAUUUCGCCGCUGUAUGAUGUUGCAGCGUAAUGGAUAUUUGCUGGUUCUUUAGUGUUUAAGGUGACAGUUUUUCAGAGGGCCGCCGCUGAUGAGGCGAUGAAGUGCAGAGAAUGAGAGCUGUGCCUUGGCCUACUAGUGCUGCUGCAACUGGGAUUGUGCAGAUCCGCUUUCACAAACCGAGAAAAACACUCGCUUUGUGCCACAUUAUUAGACAUCCGCUGUUGGUUUCACGGUGACCGACCUACAAAUGGAUACAGCCAUGACAACAUGAAUCAGUCAUAAGACCGGCCUGUUAGGGUAAACUCAGUGUUUUGGCUCAGGACAGCCAGCAGCUGAUUAGUACGUGCCCCGCCGCCCCCCGCAAUGGCCUUAUGAGCAUUCCUUUGGAAACCAAUGUGGCAUUGUGAAGCGUGGGUCUGACACAAACCGGUCAGGCGUGCAACUUGCCAUCCUCCAGCCGUCAAACAGCCAUCUGUACUGGGGUACAAUCGCCAGAACCGAUCUCACUGCUUACAGUUCCAUGAGGAGGCUGAGGACCUCAACACUGUGGGUACAGGCAUGAACAUGAGAGGGACCUCCAUCCAAGGCAACCACUUGCACUGUGCAGCCCAAUCAGCGAUGACGAUGAGUUUGAGGCACCAUCAGUUCAACUGCCUUCUUCUCCAGACGAUGAUGAUGUGGAGCCUUUUGAGGACUCUGCAGGAUGUGAGCAGAAAUGGCUUCUCUUCUCACAGUCCUGAAAGUUUGGAGGCUGUUUCUCCCAUCCCCAAUGGCUACCUGCAUUUGAGGUCCACGCUGUUUGACAGCAGUUGCAGUAAGGAGGAGGAUGAAGCGGGGGAGCACAGUAGUAGCGAGGACCUGAUGCCUUUUCACCACUCCCCAAAGUUGACUCGAGAUCAAUCUGUUGACUCUAAGACCACAUGCAGCUCAGGGAUGGAUAAAACAACAUACAAACCUACUGUGUUUAACCUGAUGUCCAAAACCAUAUCUGAACUCAACCCUACUCUAAGCCCUAGUGCACUGCCUGAAAUCACUAUGAGAGAUGGAUGGAGCAUGGGCGAAGAAUCGGCUAGUGAUAAUGAACUGACCUCUCCUGUUGACCACAGGCUUAUUUCUCCAUCUGGCACAAACUCUAAUGUGAUCCAACAGCCCAAAGAAAAAAGCCUCUUCCUGCCGUUUAAAUACUUGGAAGGGGACUUGGUGUGGGCUAAGUUCAACAGAAGGCCCUGGUGGCCCUGCCAAAUCACUUGUGAUCCAAAGCAGGGAAUCCACAGCAAGAUGAAAGUGCCCAGUCCUCGUCCUUGUCGGAUGUAUUUCCUGCAGACUGUUGGGGAGGUCAUAGAAAGCGCAUGGGUCCCAGGGAACGUUGUCCUUCCUUUUGAAGGAGGCCAUCAGUUUGAAGACCUUCCCGUGCUAAGACGGAGAGGAAAGCAAAGGAGGAAAACUACAAGUCACGUUAGUGUGACAGAGGCUGAGCAUCUGCUCCCUGGUCGACAACGGAAUACUGGAAGUAUAAUUUCGAUAUCUCCAAAUGGAGAGGAGCAUGUACCCAGCCCUCUGUCUCCUGAACAGCAACAGGAUGAGCCCUCUUUCUCUGUGGACCUUGCACCCUCAUCCCUCAAUAAUAUGAGAAUGUGGAAUUUAACAUCUUCUCCACCUUCAUCACUGUCUCCCAUGGAUGCUUUUCAGGAUGUCACGGAGCUAAUGUUUAAGUCUCUGGUGAAGGAGGAUAGCACUGACUCAGAAGCAAAGGUAUUUCGGCCUGAUUCCAAUUAUAAAUUUAGUACCUUCCUGAUGCUCCUGAAAGACAUGCAUGACACCAGGGAAAAAGAGGGUAAGCCUCUUACUCUUCCACCGUCACCCGUCCUGAUCAAAGAGGAACCCCUGGUCAUUCCUACUUCCACAGGAGGUGACCAGGUGAAGGCCGUUGCGAUGGUUUUCCUCUCAAGAUAUGAAUGGGAACUUCACCAUGAGUGGAACGCAGAACUUGAUUUAGGACCUGAGACGCAGACAGACAAUGACUUCUCAGAGACAAACAGCACAUCUGGGCAGUCAGACAGUAAACGCCUCCGGAAACCAACUAAACGGCUUUUGGAAUCCACUGAAGACUAUGAACAAAUAUUUGUCUCAAAAAAGAAAUCAAAGAGGAGCACCUCAGAAUCACCCAAAACGGUAUCGGUUGUCAGCAGUGAAAUCGUGCAUCACAGUCACCAGGGACAAUGUCCUUCCAUGAUCCCGUACCUGGCACAGUUACCUCAGCAUCCACGUCUCCACCAGCUUCUGAUGAAUCCACUGAGGCUACUGCAGCACUGGAAGAGAGUCUAUCUCAGGAUGAGGUGUCUCCUGUACCAAGGCGACUUAGUAGUGGUACCUCAGAGGCGAAGGCCCAAGAAAAAAACACUCAGGGAACGGUCUAUACCCAGCACAUCUUCCGCUACUGCCACUCAACCCUCAGAGAGCAAAGAGCUUAAGGCUCUGACUCCAAACAGACCCUCCAGUCCCUGUAGAUCAAAGCCCCCCAAGCAGCAGGCGGAGGUGCUGUCUGUCGGUUUGAAUGACAGCCUGUCUUCUCAGGUAGAUGGUAAAGGGAAAGUUGGCGGCACAACCUUAAAGGAGAAUGUCUGUCAGGUGUGUGAGAGGACAGGAGACCUGUUGGUGUGUGAUGGCCACUGCUAUGGAGCCUUCCAUCUUCAGUGUAUUGGCCUGUCAGUGGCCCCGAAGGGAAAAUUUCUAUGUGGUGAAUGUAGAAGUGGCGUUCACGCAUGUUUUGUGUGUAAGAAGUCUGGCAAUGGAGUGAAGCGCUGCAUGAUACCAUUGUGCGGGAAGUUCUACCAUACCGACUGUAUAAUGACCUUCUCUGCUACACAACCACAUAACAAAGGCUUCCGCUGCCCUCUUCACGUGUGUCUGUCCUGCCACAUCACCAACCCCCUCAACAUCUGCAGCUCCAAAGGUCGGUUAGCACGAUGCGUUCGCUGCCCUGUGGCUUAUCAUGCCAAUGACAACUGUAUGGCAGCAGGCAGCUUGGUGCUGGCAAACAACGGCUUCCUCUGUCCCAACCACUUCACCCCCCGCAAAGGCUGUAAGAAUCAUGAACACAUCAAUGUCAGCUGGUGCUUCGUAUGCUCUGAAGGAGGCAGUCUGUUGUGCUGUGAGGCCUGCCCUGCUGCUUUCCAUCGGGAAUGUUUGAACAUGGAGAUGCCUCAGGGCAGCUGGUUCUGCAAUGACUGCAAAGCAGGAAAGAGGCCUCGUAUUAAGGACAUAUUGUGGGUUAAAUGGGGACGUUACAGGUGGUGGCCUGCUGAAGUCUGCCUGGCCAAAGAUGUCCCAAAUAACAUCUUGAGGAUGAAGCACGAGGUAGGAGAGUUCCCAGUGCAGUUUUUUGGUUCCAGAGACUUUGUGUGGACGUACCAGGCCAGAGUCUUCCCCUACAUGGAGGGCGACACUCAAAACAUAGAGAAAAUGGGCAAGGGUGCAGACGCUGUAUACAAAAAGGCACUGACGGAAGCAGCGGAAAGGUUCAAAGAACUACAGACAGAGAGGGAAAUGAAACAGCUUCAAGAGGACAGAAAGAACGACAAGAAACCACCCCCAUACAGACAUAUUAAGGUUAACAGGCCAAUUGGGAAGGUGCAGAUCAUCACAGCUGACUUGUCAGAAAUACCACGCUGUAAUUGCAAGGCGGUGGAUGAGAACCCAUGUGGCAUCGAUUCGGAGUGCAUUAAUCGCAUGCUGAUGUAUGAGUGCCACCCUCAGGUGUGCGCAGCAGGGGAGCGGUGUCAGAACCAAGCGUUCACCAAGCGCGAGUACACAACUGUGGAGAUUUUCAGGACCCUCUCCUGUGGGUGGGGUUUACGUGGUGUGGCUGACAUCAAGAAGGGAGCCUUUGUGAGUGAAUAUGUGGGAGAGGUGAUAGAUGAAGAAGAGUGUCGAGCCAGGAUCAGACAUGCCCAGGAGAAUGACAUCUGUAACUUUUACAUGCUUACACUGGACAAGGACCGGAUCAUUGAUGCCGGGCCCAAAGGGAACCAGGCUCGCUUCAUGAAUCACAGCUGCCAGCCCAACUGUGAGACUCAGAAGUGGACUGUGAAUGGAGACACCAGGGUGGGGCUGUUUGCACUUCAGGAUAUCCCACAAGGUGUAGAGCUGACUUUCAACUACAACUUGGAGUGUCUUGGCAACGGGAAAACCGCCUGUAAAUGUGGAGCGCCCAACUGCAGCGGUUUCCUCGGUGUCCGUCCAAAGAACCAGCCAUCAGCAGAGAAAACUGAAGCUGAAGGAAGGAAAAGGGUCGGCAUGAAGAAGAAGACCAAGCAAGAAGUGAAAAAGGAGAGAGAAGAUGAGUGCUUUAGCUGUGGAGAUGGAGGGCAGAUAGUAUCCUGUAAGAAGCCGGGUUGUCCCAAAGUCUACCACGCCGACUGUCUCAACCUGGCCAAGAGGCCUGCAGGGCGAUGGGAGUGUCCUUGGCACCAGUGUGACAUCUGUGGUAAAGAAGCAGCUUCGUUCUGUGAGAUGUGCCCCAGCUCCUACUGUAAGGAACACCGUGAAGGGAUGCUCUUCAUCUCCAAGCUGGACGGGAAGCUGUCCUGUAGCGAACAUGACCCCUGUGGGCCUGAACCACUGGAGCCAGGGGAGAUUCGUGAAUACGUGCCCAACAUGACUGUGCCUCUCAAUUCCUCACUGGUCCCAAACUCCAGAAGAGCCUCCUCGUCUACCCCCAUCACUUGUCUCCAAGUUGUUCCGGCUAGACUGGAGCCCCCUCCUCGUCUUUACAUCAACACAAAGACUGCUACCUCCAGCUUCAUCCCCAGCAGCAAGUCCUACCUCAGAGACAGAACUGAGGAGAAACCAUCCUCAAAAGAUGAGAGAGAGGGACGGGGAGGGUGGGGUUGGAGGUGGAUGUAGGAUAGAGAUGAUGAGGAAGAAGCAGAUGAGGAGGAGGAGGAUGAAAUGGAGGAGAUGGAGAUAGUGGAAGAUGAGGAGGAUGAGCCACUGUAUGGAGAUGAUCUGCUAGAGGAAGAGGAGGAGGAGGGUGAUGAAGAGGCAGAUGUUUUUGACACUUGGGGUGAUUAUGUAGAGGAGGAGGAGGAUGGAGAGGUGGAGGGGGAGGACUUGGAGGAGUGGGGGAGAGUGGAGGACGAUGACAAGUGACUCAGUCCAACCUGUCAUCGUAACGACUGAGCAGACAUUCAGUGGACGAAACAUUAGUAAAAGACUUAGAGUUUCAUAUUUUGGUACCACCUUGAAUGCAUCACUGCCUUCACUUUGGUACUUUAUUGCCUUCUCAUCCCGAGACUGCUGGACUGACAGUGCGGAUGUGUAUCGGUGCUACGCGUCAAGGACCGAUUCAUUCGGCCCUUUUAUACUUAUGUCAAUAUGUUUAUUUUUUGUGUUUGGUGCUGUUAAUGUUCUUCUGUUCUUUCUCACAACAUUGUUUACAUUUUUUGGCCUUUUUAAAUGUUUGAAAUAUACCAGAACGUUAAAAGGUUUCACCUGACCAAACUCUCACAAGGGUAUUUUAUGUUGUUGCUAAUCACAUUCUCACACAUCAAGAGGUAUCACAACAGUUCCUUUUACAGUUUGACACAACUAUAUCAUUUUGGUGAUUCUGAGGAAAUAAACCCAGAGGAGUUCUCAUUAAUCUACAAGGUUCUUUUCACAAUAAAAGAAAAUACAGAUCUCAAGUCUCAUUUUAUCACUUGAGACUUCUGCUGAA
Molecule: messenger RNA, 6630 nt
Organism: Sphaeramia orbicularis (orbiculate cardinalfish)
Lineage: Eukaryota; Metazoa; Chordata; Actinopteri; Kurtiformes; Apogonidae
Product: histone-lysine N-methyltransferase, H3 lysine-36 and H4 lysine-20 specific-like
Cellular component (GO): nucleus
Molecular function (GO): histone methyltransferase activity; protein binding
Source: RefSeq, a predicted model, not a curated record